GUACGAUUAUACUUAUCGUCAAUUCUCUCUGUCUAGGUAAAUGGGUAUAUUUCCUCGGUUUGGUGCCUGGAUCAAUGAGAACAUUGAACAGCCGAGAAAAUCUCAAAAUGUUGAAUCCAAGAAAGGGAGAGAGAUGAAAAGUCACGAGGAUAGAGAUGACACAAAGGAGCAAUUAAAACUAUGGAGAGAAGCAGAAAAGGAAAAACAAUGGCUUGAUCCUUCCCCUAAGGUGACGAAGCAAAACAUAUCAAGAAGAUUUACAGCAAAUGGUAAACGAAAAGGGAGGUCAGUAACGGCUGACAAAGUUUUGGCAUGGAAGUUCCGGAGGUGGUCGCGAACUAUCCCGAUACGUGUAAAUUCAAUCCUAGAACCAAAAAGACCAAUUGAUGUACAUUAUAAGAUAGAGAAAAAAUACAUGAUGAGGUUCAUGGAAAAGUUUGAGGUUUCCUGUUCACUGGAGCCAAUGUAUGUAGAUUCAAAACACUUGUGCAAGAACAUGAAGCCGAAGAACCGAGAAGAAUACAAAGAAUGUAGUGGUGGACAAGGAAAGAUUGGGACAAAGGUGGAACUGGAACAGGUUUUUAAGCCUUCAUUUAUUUUCAAUUAUCCACCGGUUUCUUGGUACAUUCGCUGGCUUACUGUCAAGACCAUGAAGGAUGUGGCCAGAGAUUUCCAAAGUCGGGCUGCUGUCAUCCGAGCCGCUGAAAUACCCCAAUCCGGUAACAAUCGAUUUUUACCGUUUUGGUAUUAAAUAUUAAAUAGUGUUCUAAAAUUAUAUUAGUUUUAUGUGCAACUCCACAUAGAUGUCCGUUUCCAAAAUACUCUAUUACAUUUGUUUCCUUAUGGUUACUACUU
Eruca vesicaria subsp. sativa (arugula) is the source of this 855-nucleotide messenger RNA. The record is from the annotation of a GenBank genome assembly. NCBI's taxonomy places the organism in Eukaryota, Viridiplantae, Streptophyta, Magnoliopsida, Brassicales, Brassicaceae.